This is a messenger RNA of Fusarium pseudograminearum CS3096, 1656 nucleotides long. RefSeq lists its product as uncharacterized. Bases 1 to 1656 code for a protein of 551 amino acids. The transcript has 4 exons. The record is from RefSeq and is a predicted model, not a curated record. Gene Ontology annotation, biological process: transmembrane transport; carbohydrate transport. Gene Ontology annotation, cellular component: membrane. Gene Ontology annotation, molecular function: carbohydrate:proton symporter activity. NCBI's taxonomy places the organism in Eukaryota, Fungi, Ascomycota, Sordariomycetes, Hypocreales, Nectriaceae.
AUGGCCACCUCAAAGCAGACCGGGGAGAUCAACCCUCACAUCGAAAGCACUGAUGCUGGUCUCGACCACCUCAAGAACGUCGACCUGCACGACAAAGCCCUCGCCAACGAAGCUCUCGAGGCCACCGCCGACGAGCACAGCUAUGGCGUCUGGCAGGGUUUCAAGACGUACAAGGCCGCUGCCUUUUGGUCCAUCGCCAUCUCGACGACCGUCAUCAUGGAGGGCUACGAUGUCACCCUCCUAGGCUCAUUCUACGGUUACCCGCGAUUUAGAGAAAAGUACGGCGUCUGGCUCGACGAGGACAAUGGAUAUCAGAUCUCGGCCAAUUGGCAGCAACGCUUCAACUGUCUCGGUGCUCUGGCCAACAUCAUCGGCGCCAUGCUCAACGGAUGGGCGACUUCUCGAUGGGGACACCGCGUCGUCCUCAUCAGCGGCCUCUUCUGGCUAACUGCCUUUAUCUUUGUUGUCUUCUUCGCGCCGACCAUUGAGGUUCUGCUCGUCGGUCAGUUCCUCUGCAACAUCCCCUGGGGUAUCUUUGCCACGACUGGUCCCGCAUACGCCGCCGAGGUUACGCCUCUGGCCAUCCGAGGAUACCUCACUGCCUAUGUUAACCUGUGCUGGUGCAUCGGACAGUUUAUCUCAGCUGGUGUGCUCAAGGGCCUCGUUUCUAACCCAACCCCAUGGUCAUACAAGAUUCCCUUUGCGAUUCAGUGGAUUUGGCCUAUUCCACUUGCCAUCGCGGCAUAUCUCGCUCCCGAAUCGCCAUGGUAUCUUGUCCGUACGGGCCAACUCGAAAAGGCAAAGGUUUCCCUCGAGCGAUUGUCCAAUCCAGAGCACAACAUCAACUACGACAACGCUGUUGCCCUGAUGGUCCACACUAAUCAGCUGGAGAUUGAAGAGCGAUCCGGUACCUCGUACUGGGACUGUUUCCGAGGCAGUAACCUUCGACGUACCGAGAUCGCCUGCAUGGGAUUCCUGUCUCAAAUCACAAACGGUGGUGCCCUCUGCUACAGCGGAUCUUUCUUCUUCCAGCAAACCGGUAUCAGCCCCGAGACGUCGUACGGUAUUGCCCUCGGCGGAACUGGCAUCGCCUUUAUGGGUACCAUCAUUUCGUGGUUCUACAUCUACAAGUUCGGUCGACGAACUAUCUGGCUCACUGGCUUCUCUUGCCUCGUGGCCAUCCUCUGGACAAUUGGUUUCCUCGCUUUGCCUAAACAGACCAAGCCUUUGGCCUGGGCGCAGUCCAUCCUGUGUGUGGUAUGGCUGGGAGCAUACUCCAUGACGGUCGGACCUAUUAUCUACACUAUUGUCGCUGAGAUUGGUUCGACUCGUCUACGAACUCAGACAAUUGUGCUGGCUCGAUCGACGUACUAUGUUGGAAACAUUGUCUGUGGAGGAUUGAUCCAACCUGAGAUGUUGGCGCCUGGUUCUUGGAACCUCAAGGGUAAAACUGCUUUCUUUUGGGCUGGUUUGGCCACUCUAACCCUGCUCUGGGGUUAUUUCCGUAUGUUUGAGACAAAGGACCGCACUUUUGGUGAGAUGGAUUACAUGUUCCAAAAGGGCAUCUCGGCACGCAAGUCUUCCAAGUACCAGAUCAACGAGGACGAGUUCUUCAUGGCCCAUGAGAGGCCUGAGGCAGAGAAGCAACGGGGUUAG